Molecule: messenger RNA, 4011 nt
Organism: Vicugna pacos (alpaca)
Lineage: Eukaryota; Metazoa; Chordata; Mammalia; Artiodactyla; Camelidae
Source: RefSeq, a predicted model, not a curated record
CCUGUGCAACUACAAAGCUAUCGAAAUGCCCUCGCAUCAGACCUACGGAGGGAGCUGGAAAUUCCUGACGUUCAUUGAUCUGGUUAUCCAAGCUGUCUUUUUUGGCAUCUGUGUGCUGACCGAUCUUUCCAGUCUUCUGACUAGAGGAAGUGGGAACCAAGAGCAAGAGAGGCAGCUCAAGAAGCUCAUCUCUCUCCGGGACUGGAUGCUGGCUGUCUUGGCCUUCCCUGUUGGGGUUUUCGUGGUAGCGGUGUUCUGGAUCAUUUAUGCCUAUGACAGAGAGAUGAUUUACCCGAAGUUGCUUGAUAAUUUUAUCCCAGGGUGGCUGAAUCAUGGAAUGCACACAACGGUUCUGCCCUUUAUAUUGAUCGAGAUGAGGACAUCACACCAUGCGUAUCCCAGCAGGAGCAGCGGACUUGCCGCCAUAUGUACCUUCUCUGUUGGCUAUAUAUUAUGGUGCGGAGUCCAGUUUUCUCAUUAUCCUCAGUUCUCAAAGAUACUGUGCUCGCAGGUAUCUGCCCUACCUUGGAACCACUUGUCUGUUGGCUUCAAGACACCACACUUCAGUCUUUCUUCCACGUCUGUAGCCCCUCUGUUUUCAGUCUCAUUUUUAACCUCAUCCUCCUCAAACUACCCCUUAAAUCUUGAUUCUUUUCAGGGUUCUCUUACAGACCUACUUUCUUCAGACUGUGUGCGCUACCUAGGUAACCUUAAUCUGUUCCCGUGGCCUCAACCACCAUCUUUUCGCCAAUGACCCCAAUAUCUGUAUUGCCACAUCAGUCCUUUCCCUACAGUCCAAACCCAUGGAAGUGCCUUCAGGAUACCUCCUCUUGGAUAUCUUACAGACACCUCAGACUCAGCAUGUCCAAACUGAGCUCGCCAGCCCCUCACACCAGCUCCCUUACGGCACUCCCUGUCUCAGGAAAUGGCGGCACCUUCCACCCAGUUAAUCAAGCCAGGAAUCUAUGAUUAAUCCUUAAUUCAUCUCAGUGCCCUCAUUGCCUAAAUCCAAUUAAUCAACAGUUUCUCUUCAUUCUAUUUCCUGAAUCAGUGCCUUUCAAACUAACUUUACUAUAAAUAAAAGAAAUAUCUUUUGCAUCGUGACUGUGCCAGUGCACACAUGGAACAGAAGUUUCACAAAACAAUUUUUAUCAUCAUUAUAUGCAAGGCCUUCUGAUAUUUUCUAUUAUUUUUCUUCUAUUGUUCCUUUUUAAAAUGGUAGUAACUAGUGGAUUGUUGGCGAAUUUUAAACUACCAGCCCUUCUGGAGGUGAGGGAAGGGGAGCCUGAUGUGUAGCAUUUGUCAGUUUUCAGUGUAAAUACUCUCACCAUGGCUGAAUUUAAGCCACCAGCCAACAAGCCUGCAAACAUCCUAAAGAUACCAGCUCUCCUGACCGUAUAUAGCACGUCAUCAUUUAUCACCUAGAGUUUUUGAUGGACACUAGCCUAAAUAUCUCUUAAAUCUACCAACUAAUUUUCAUUCCCAGUGCUACCACUCCAGUCCUCGCCACCACCAUGUCUGAUAUAAUUGGUUUCUGGGUCAAUCUGAUUUGUUUCCCAUUUAUUUACUACCCUUCAAAAACUUCCUAUUGUCCAAAUUAGGACAGAGUCUACAAUUCUUACCAUGGCUUAAAAAGCCACCCACAGUUGAGCACCUGCUUGCCCCUCAUGCCCUCGCCCUUGAUUUCAACAAAAGUGGUUUUUUUCUUGAACAUUUGGGAGUUCUCCCUUGUUUUUAUGUCUCUGGACAUACUAUUCCAUUUGGCUAGGAAUUUCUCGCCUCCCAUUUUUGUUCAACUAACUCUUACUCAUCUUUCCCAUUGCAGCUUAAAUGCGACAUUGUUCAUUUAUUCAUUAUCCUACUAUGUGACAGGCAUCGUGGUAAGCGCUGAGGAUACAGUGAUGUGUAGAAAUAGACACAGUCCCUCAUCUCACAGAACUUAAUAUGCUAGAGGGGAAGAAACAUUAUACAAAUCAAAUAUCAUUCAAACUGUGUAUUAAUAAAAGAAGAGCUUAGGAAAAUAGGAGUCAUUGUUCUAUAAGAGUAUAUCAAAUCUGACCUACUGUAGUAGAUCCACGAAAAGUUUCCUAUGUGAUGACUGGUUCAUUAUAAUAGCUGAGCUAAGAUAUAAAUGAAAAAUAUAACUUAAUGAGUCUAAAGUUGGGUAACUAACAGCACAGGCAAAAAGAGAGGAAUGUGUAAAUCCACAUGGCAGGAAGGAACACGGUAAAAUCAAGGAACCAAAUGCAAGCCAGUGUAAGAGAAGCAAGGUAUGCGAUGGGGGUAUGAGACAGGUAGAAGCCAACUCUAUAACAGGCACCCCAGACGUCAUUAAAAAUUGGGGGGAAAAAGCAAUGGAAUGUCACUGACUUGUUGGAAUCAGGGAUAUAAUGUGUUCAUAUUUCCGGUUUGAAAAGCUCACUCUGGCAGUUGUGAGGAUGAAUUAGAAGGACACAAAAGUAGAUGUGGAGACAAAUUAGAAACUAUUACACUACUCCAGACAGAGAUGGUCGCAACACAAAUUAAGAUGUUGGUCGUCCAUGGAGAUGGAAAAAAAAAUUGACAUAUUAGAAAGAUGUGUGAGAUAACUGACAAGACAAGAUGACAGAUUGGCAUAUGUGGUGAAAGAGAGGGAUGUAGCAAUGACCCCCAGGUUUGAGUUACAAAAUCAAAAGGAUGAUAGUACCAUUUGCAGAAUGGAAUGUCAGAGGAGGACCAGGUUCGUUGGAAAAAAGCAUGACUUUAGCUGUGGCUAUAUUGAGUUUUAGGUACAUGUAAGAUGUGUAAAAUGAGAUGGUCUGAGGACUACUUGAUAAACUAUUCUGGAACAGAGGAGACAUCUGGAUUAGGACCUAGAUCUGUGAAAUGACUGUGUAUAGGUAGUAAACAUGCAGCCAUGGACAUGAAAGAACUCAUCAACUGAAAAUGCAUAAUAGGAGAAGACGGUUUCCAAACCAAUUCUUAAGGAAAUUGCACAUUCACUGGCUGGGCAGUGAAAGGUGAACUUACAAAGGGAACCAAGAAAAGCAGCCAAAGAGGUAGGAAAACAGGAGAAAUUGAUGUCACAGAGCGAGGACAUUUUGGUGGAGUAUCAAGAAAUGAAGCCAGACUGUUGUAGGUGGUGGGGGCUGAGUGCAAAGUACAGAUCUAGAGUCAGUGAGUGUAGACUCACUGGACAAGUCUGUCCUUGAAGAGAAGGAGAUAUACAGAGUUGUAUUUGGAAGCUGAUGGAAACUUUUUUAUUGUGUUUGUAAGAAAAGCAUUUGAGCAUAUUUAUCAGCGAUGAAAAACUUGGUUUGAAAGAAAGGUGAACAUACAAGGGAGAGGAAGGCUAAUGGUGUCAGGUUCACAAAAAAGCAGAGAAUGAUCCCUGGACACCCCUGACACGCCUACACUCACCUCGGUUCUGAGGACACUCGUCAUUUCUCCAUUAACUCUGUGUUCCUUGUUAGACAGUACUGCCCAAGGACAAGAAUCACCUUUGCCCCAUUUGCUUCUGUAUCCCUGGUGUGCGGCACAGUGCUCAGAUAGGAGGCAUGAAUAAAUGUCAUUUUAAUUGCAUAUUAAAGUGAAUAAAAUUGGAAGUACAUUUAACAAAAGAGGCAAUCCCAGAAGUCUUGUGAUACUAUAGCAUAUGCAUACAUAUGUAUGCACACGCACAUACACAUGCACACACACAUACUGUAGUUAUUGAUUUUUUAGGCUAAAUUGAAAAAUUGGUAUCAUUCCCUUAAGCAUAAGCUGUUUUGGGCACUAAGACAAGAGGGCCUUAAGAUAAGGUAGAAACUGAAAGUCAACUAAGAACUGAGAACUCUCCACAUAUAGAUGAGCAAGGCCAUGCGUCAUUUUUUGUGCAGAAAAUUAAGCCCUGAUUAUAUCAAGGAAACAAAGGGUGAAAGUGCAACCCAUCAGGACAAGUGGAUGCACCAUCCACAGCAGUCCAGGUGGAACCCCACACAACGGGGCUUCUGCAUCUGAGAUGGUCUGGUGACCUGCUAAGUCCAAAAACUU